CCGCGGGGUGCGCGCGGGGCGGGGGGGGCAGGAAGGGGAGGGCGGGAAGGGGUGGGGUGCCCGGUGAGCCCAGCCCAGGCUCCUCCCGCCUCCCCCUCCCCUCCCCGCCCGCUACUAAGGCGCGCAGCCCGCGGCACUGCUCACUCGCUUGCGCCCCAGCUCUUCGCCUACCGCUCCCCACGCCACCCGCCCAGCUGCCAUCCCACCAAGAUGCCGUCUCAGAUGGAGCAUGCCAUGGAAACUUUGAUGUUCACCUUUCACAAGUUUGCUGGGGACAAGGGCUACUUGACGAAGGAGGACCUGCGAGUGCUCAUGGAAAAGGAAUUCCCAGGCUUUUUGGAAAAUCAAAAAGACCCUCUGGCUGUAGACAAAAUCAUGAAGGACCUGGACCAGUGCCGAGACGGCCGUGUGGGCUUCCAGAGCUUCUUCUCACUGAUCGCGGGGCUCACCAUUGCCUGCAAUGACUACUUCGUGGUGCACAUGAAGCAGAAGGGCAAGAAGUAGGCAGUGCUCAGCCAUGGCUUCCGCUGAGGCAGGCUUUCCUCCAAGAGGUCCCCAGCUUCCUCCAUCCCCCUGUGUAAAGAUGUCAUAAGAAGUGGGGACCCUUAGAAAAUGUACAAAUUCUAACCCCCAGCCCCCACCCCUCAUUUGUCCUGAGGAGAAAGAAAAGGGCAGACCUUGGAUUUUUGUAUUGCUUGCCCCCCUCUUGCCCUCAAUAAACAAAUUCCUUUUUUA
Molecule: messenger RNA, 735 nt
Organism: Erinaceus europaeus (western European hedgehog)
Lineage: Eukaryota; Metazoa; Chordata; Mammalia; Eulipotyphla; Erinaceidae
Gene: S100A10
Product: S100 calcium binding protein A10
Exons: 3
Coding region: 211-504 (97 amino acids)
Cellular component (GO): cytoplasm
Source: RefSeq, a predicted model, not a curated record